Molecule: messenger RNA, 4737 nt
Organism: Bombyx mori (domestic silkworm)
Lineage: Eukaryota; Metazoa; Arthropoda; Insecta; Lepidoptera; Bombycidae
Gene: oys
Product: lysophospholipid acyltransferase 6
Exons: 10
Coding region: 417-1940 (507 amino acids)
Biological process (GO): lipid modification
Cellular component (GO): membrane
Molecular function (GO): acyltransferase activity
Source: RefSeq, a predicted model, not a curated record
AUCUAUGCUACUGUCUAUGACAGUAGAGUAUGGGAGUGCCCCGACCCCUGUUUAGUGUUUAGUGUUUAGCCCAGUGGCCCUGUGUUCAUAAAUACUAAGUGCAAAUAUAUUAAGUGUAUAAUCUAUGACUAAGUGUAUUAUCUAUGCCCUGUGUAGAGUUUGUUUUGAAAUUUAUUUCAAAUUUAAAUUAAUAAGUUACGUCUUAUUAUGUACAUAAACAUAAAAUGUUGCGCUGUAUUACAAAAAAACUGUUGAUCACAGUAACUGUGUAGAAAAUGUGAUUAAAUUAAUAGAAAGGAAGAAAAUUCCGUGCCACGAAACACAAACAAGCGUUUUGUUAACAAUUUAGAAUACCUAUCACCAUAACAAGUACAUAAUUUAUUUAAUACAUUUGUGUGCUCCAGGAUAACAUAAAAAUGCCCAAAACAAAUAACGAUUAUUACGAUGGAAGUCACUUUUUUUUAUUUCUCUCCUCAAGAAUAGGACUGCCUAUAGAUCUUGUUAAUUUUUUGAUCGCACAAGUAGCUGCACUAUUCCUGGCCAGAUUAUUUCGGAAACCAUUGAGAUAUGCGUCGCCGGAAUUCCGUCACAGUGUCUGCCUUAUUAUUGGUUUAAUAAUGGGCUAUUUCUGUUUUGGAAAGCAAGCCAUACACAUGUCCGUGCUUCCAAUGUUAAAUUAUGCUCUGUUCAAGACUGUCCCUCAUCACAUAAUGGGGAACCUAACUCUGGCAGCUUCCAUGAUAUAUCUUUCGUGUUUGCAUUUACAUCGACAAAUAUACCACACUGCUGAUUAUACACUAGACAUAACAGGGCCGUUAAUGGUGAUAACACAGCGGGUGACGUCAUUAGCCUAUUCUCUUCAAGAUAGCCUGACUAGCCAGGAAAUCAACGAUAACGUAGUUGGCCAUUCUAGCAAUGUAGAAUAUAGGAUUGAAAAAAUUCCAUCGCCUUUAGAAUAUUUUGCGUACACAUUAGCAUUUCAGACGCUAAUGUGUGGCCCCGUUGUUUUCUACCCAGACUACAUUAAUUUCAUAGAAGGAGCACGGAUUGACAAAAAUGAGAAAAAUAAAAAUGAACCGGAACCGUCUCCGCGGCGUGCUGUUGUCUACAAAAUGGCAGGAUCCGUGGGUGCUGCAUUGUUGUAUCUUUCACUCGCUAAAAAGUACCCUCUGACUGCUUUGGAAGAAUUGACUGAUCCGACGUCGGAGGUGUCACAGUCGUGGUCAGCAUUGUACCUGCUGUGGUAUGCAUAUUUGUCGACUCUGGUUGUGCGAUGCAAGUACUAUCAUGCUUGGUUAUUGUCCGAGGCGAUCUGCAACAACUGCGGGAUGGGUUUCAAUGGAUUCAGCACAGACGGCACACCGAAAUGGGAUAAAAUGUCGAAUAUUGACGUUUUUGGUUUUGAGUUUGCCCAAAAUUUUCGCACUGCCGUAGCCAGUUGGAACAAGAACACGAAUUCGUGGCUCCGCGGUGUAGCUUACGAACGCGGCGGAAAAGCGUGGCGCACGGCUCGUGUGUACGCACUCUCUGCCGUCUGGCACGGCUUCCAUCCGGGAUACUAUCUCACCUUCUUCGCUGGGGGACUCUUCACUGUUGUGGCGAAAAAGGUUCGAUCGGUAGCACGUCCUAUGUUUUUGGGCAGUCGUUCGAAAAAGCUGUUCUAUGAUUUCCUGACUUUCAUGACGACACGCAUCGCGAUGACGUACGCUACAGUGCCCUUCGUGUUGCUGCACUUAGCUCCCAGCCUCGCAUUUUACGGGAAAUUUUACUAUUCGCUGCACUUCAUUGCAUUAGGAGCAUUGCUACUACCCGAAAAGUCGGCAGGUAUUCCAGUUACUGUAAAAAGUAAUGAGAUCGCAAACACGUGCUCCAAUGCUGCUCACGAUUCAUCGUCAAAGGAUAUUUACGGAAAAUUAAAUGGGAAAAUGAAAAUAUCCUAAAAAUAUUCCAUUCCAUUAAGACAUCACACGGUACCUACACUGAAUUCGAUCUGCCCUGCUACUAAAUUCCUGAAAUCUCAUUAAGAUCAGACUAUUCGCGUCUAAACAAUUUAUAUUAAGAUGCUAUUGGCAUAUCAUUUUUAUUUUAUUAGAACUUCUUGGCCCCAUAGUCUUGCAUGGACUACGCGUAACGUUCAGGAUUAAAUUGAGGUACUUAUAUCGGUCCGUAUAAAAUUCAAGGGAACACAUGAGCCAUUUAGUUCGGCCCAAAAAUCAAGUUUCCUUUGACGCCCUUUAAGAUCGUGCUGUCCGAGAGUGACGGACCAACGUGAUGCGCUGCGUUGGGCUCUAUAAAACUGAUUUUCACCUCCUAGCCUAUAAUGAAGAGUUGAACAAAAUUCGCCUUGUUAAGGUAUAUGGUAGGCAGCGGCUUGGCUCUGCCCCUGGCAUUGCUGAAGUCCAUGAGCGACGGUAACCACUCACCAUCAGGUAUGGUCGUCUGCCUAGAAGGGCAAUAAAAAAAAAAUGGUAGACUCGCAUUUCAUCAUAUUAUAAGCGGCACGGAUCUCGAGCGCUAACAUAUACGUACGCAGAAGUGAAUUUUGGUAAAUGGCGGUAUAAAGAUAGGCCACGUGGGCGGACCAAUAUUGACCAAUAUUAGGUAUCUAUAAAUGAACUAAACAUCAACAUGUCGAUAAAAUUUUACUUAUGUUUCGAAUUUAAAAAAUAUAUAUUUAAAAUUAUCAUUAUACCUUAUUAUCAUUUUACAUUUUACUCUUCUUUGUACUACAUAAAUAAAACACAGAAAACUAUAGUUAAAAUUCAAUUUUUUUUAACAGAAGUGACCGAAGCACUGGCCCAGGCCACUAUCAUAGAACGUUUAAAUAUGCAUGUACAUAAUUAUAUACACGACGCGUGCAUGUCGCAUCUUGUCCCGUAAGGCAGAAAAUUGUUUGUAGAAUAUAAGGACAUAAAAAAACGAGUUUAGCCAAGCUCAGCACAGCACAGUUUGUUUCAAUAAUUUAAUCGAUAGAAUAUUUUAAUCGACUAUACCACUAGACUAUGGAAGCCGUGAAACGCGUAGCUCAUUUAAGGCAUGAGGAAGUAAAGAGAUUUUCUUCACAUAUUACAUUAAAUUGGUAGAUGCACACUAAAAUAAUAUGUGAACAAAAGCAUAUAAUAUAAAACCCUAAAGAUUUUGUUUUAGUUUUUAUUAUUUUAUAACCACUGAUAAAACUUAUUUCAUUUUAAUGAAACAUUGAAUGGUUGUUAUUUGAAACAAGUAUGGACAGUAAAGUUAAGAGAGUUGAUAUAAUGUGCAUAAAUAUAUAGUGUGGCACAUACUGCCUAUACUCUUAAUAAUACGGAAGUAACUGAUUGUCUAUAAAUUAUAACGCCAAAAUCUUUAAACCGAUUUGGACGAAAUUCGCUACAGAAAUAGUUUGAACCAUGAGCACGAAUUACCUUAUUAUGAGGCUAGCUUUUAUCCCACAGCAGAGCACGAAUCUCCGCCAAUAUAAAGUUAAGUAAUAUAAACUAUACAAAUUUUAAAUCGGGCGGCCGGAAUUAUGUGCAGAAAGCCAGUACAAAAUAAACAUCUCUUGUGGCAGUAAUAUGUCUUUAUAUUAAUUAUAAAAAAUGGACCAAAUUACAUCGUCCGCACUGUGACGAAGUUAUUAGUUAGGUAAUGUAUUUGAAACUGGUUAGAAUAUUGGUAAUCAGUAAUCAUUAAAACCCAAAUGGUAUUAAUUAAAGCUUAGACUUAUAACAGAGUACCUAACUUUUUAAUUUUACAGAAAAUAGAAAGGGUUUAUGCGGUGCUUAUAAUGGGAUAAUGAUCUUACUUAUAAAGCGGUAGUCUAAAAAAUAAUGCGCAAUUUGCAUUACAAUCAAAUGGCAAAUUGUUUUUGAAACAUUUUAUUUAAAAUAAAUAAGAGUAUAUAAUCAAUAAAAAUAGCAUUUUAAAUUUGAUUGAGAAACUAAGAUGUUUAUUUGAUUAGCAACAUUGAGGCUUUCAAAAAUAUGUCAUUGGGUAUUUUUUAUGUAAAACCAUUGAGGGUGUUAUUCAGAACCUAAAGGCAGCAGUACCUUUACAUAUUUUUGUUUUUAAAGUUUCUAUUUAUUUUAUGUAUAUUUGGUAUAUAUGUAUGUAAAUGUUAUACAUUUAUACACUCAAUUAUUUAACGGAUUCUUACCAUGAUGACUUUCAUUCCAUUUUCCACCCGUAACACAUAAAAGGUAAAAAUCGUGGUAAAAACCUGAUUGAUAAUAUUCUGUAAAACGUAGAUAGAUAACCGCGAAAACUUUACACAUUAACACAUUUACAUCGACUUUUGUAUCGUAUACAUUACACACAGAGCGAUUGUUUUGUAGCAGCAAUGAAUCCGGCUCGAUCGGAUCCUGUUAAUAUGGAUGCUGUACGGCUAUUUGUAAUGUGAAUAGAUUGAGAAGUUUGUAUGUCAACUUAAAUUAAUUAUAAAAAUGAAUAAAAUCUACAUAAAUAUUACUAAAAAUAAUCAAACGUAUCAUAAACCAAAUAUUUUUACAAAAUAACUGUUCUUAGAAUAAUAUAUCAGUGUUAGUAGAGAAAAUGUCUAAAUAAUACAGAUAUAUGAACUACGCUAUGCACACUAUCAGUCUUCCAAACCAUUUUAAUAUUUUUAUUAAAUUAUAGGUAAUAGGUACUGCAGUAUGCAAAGCCUACAUAACUUUAAGUAACUUAUUUCUAAAACACAUUGUGUACCUUGUCGUUUAAUUAUUAUAUUAUAUUUUAAUAAAUACUAAUUAAAUAAAGAAA